ACAUUGCCGUCUUUACCUGAUCUACAUGAACGAAUUAGGGCCAUCUCGGCAGAGCAUGGUCUCCAAUUAAAGCCCUCCUCAUCGCGGACGUUCACAAGACUCUUCAACCAAGCACUGGAAGAUAUUCUCGUGAAGAUCAUAACUAGUACUUUAACAACUAUAACGCGCUCUGACUCACAAUACGAGUCCAUCCAGCCUCCAGCUAGGCCGAUGGAUUCAGACCCAUUUUCAUCCAGACAUAAUAACAAUAAGGAUUUCCAAUGGCCAAAGGAAGAGGAGGAGGUGCAACCUAAAGGGCAAAUAAAUCUCAGUGCGAAGCCUAUAGCGGACUACUAUAGAUUAGUGCGAGCAAGUCGCUCUGGAGGACCAGUCCUGUUACAAGAAUUUCCUACAUUCCAGAUGGACAGUAAUCCGUGGGGCAACGCCUGGGCGCAACCAAGUAAAGAAACGGUUCAAGAAGUGGUUGUCAAGCCAAAAGAAGAGUCAUGGCUCACUUCUCCAGCCUCAGGUGAUAUCGGAGUGGCAUGGUCGACGCAGUGGGAAAGUCAAGCUGAUGGCCACACGACAUGGCAUCCACAAGAAUCUAGUGUAGCGUCAUUGGGCACUCCAUGGAAU
Molecule: messenger RNA, 615 nt
Organism: Acaulospora colombiana
Lineage: Eukaryota; Fungi; Glomeromycota; Glomeromycetes; Diversisporales; Acaulosporaceae
Source: the annotation of a GenBank genome assembly